Capsicum annuum is the source of this 2837-nucleotide messenger RNA. Its product is annotated as probable DNA helicase MCM8. Gene Ontology annotation, molecular function: ATP binding; single-stranded DNA binding; single-stranded DNA helicase activity. Bases 266 to 2575 code for a protein of 769 amino acids. Lineage: Eukaryota; Viridiplantae; Streptophyta; Magnoliopsida; Solanales; Solanaceae. The record is from RefSeq and is a predicted model, not a curated record. The transcript has 17 exons. Gene Ontology annotation, cellular component: MCM complex; nucleus.
GCAACUAUUUUAAACUAGUUGUGAAUAAUAUCCUAGAAAAAAGUAUGCGCGCGGAUUACUUAACUUGUUUCUCUAUAUUAUUAUUAUUAUUUCCCGCCCAAACAGUGUGAACCUCAGCUCCCCCAACCCCGGCGGCGCGUUGAACCAAUCGCCGCCGUUGCCAUGACCGGAGAAAUGGUGAUGAACGGUAGGAUUCAGCAGAAAUUGACUAACCCUAUUGGUCUCGGUAAAACACUGUCGGUCUAUUUCCCCGGCACGGAAUUUCAUGCCGUUGAUCCACAAUUCCGACUCGCUUCUGAGCUUGUUCGGUUCUUCUCUACUCCUUCUGGUGAACAAUUCGUUUCACAGGUUAAAUCGAGAAUCGCCAAUUUUGGUUCUUAAGGUGAAGGAGGUUGAUGGCACAUUCUUAUUGCAACUGGAUUUUCAGCAAUUCUGUAAACUUUGUGAGCUCCAGGAAUUUUAUGCAAUGUUAGAGAGUAAAUCUAAAGAUGCUCUAUUGUGUAUGAGUGCUGCAUUACACAAGCAGGUUUACUUUACGAAAUUGGGGGAUCAAAAUUUUGAUGAUUUUGUGAAGAUAAAUAUCCGUCUCCACAACUAUCCUCAAUCAAUGAUUGGAUUGAAGAACCUAAAAGCUGCUUAUAUUGAUAGGCUUGUCUCUGUACGUGGUACAGUGGUAAAAGUCAGCACAGUCAAGCCUCUGGUGAUGCAAAUGAGUUUUGCCUGUACUAAGUGCGGAACCAGUAUUACUCGUGACUUUCCAGAUGGAAAAUUUUCACCUCCACCAGUAUGUGAAUUGCAUGGCUGCAAAUGUAGGACUUUUAAUCCCAUAAGGUCUUCAGCUCGAAUUAUAGACUUUCAGAAAAUAAGAAUUCAAGAGCUGCUGAAAUCCGAACACCAUGAAGAGGGGCGGGUACCUCGAACUGUUGAAUGUGAACUAACUGAAGAUCUUGUGGAUGCAUGCAUCCCUGGAGAUAUUGUGACUGUCACUGGUAUUAUUAGGGUGAUUAACAAUUACAUGGAUAUUGGAGGAGGAAAGUCAAAAGGCAAGAAUCAAGGACUUUAUUAUUUAUACCUAGAAGUAGUUUCUAUUACAAACUCGAAGUCUCAGUCAACACCUGACAGUUCGCAAGAUAACUCUAAUGCUAGAGCUACAGAGUUAUUUGAUAUAUACUCAUUCUCUCCAAAGGAUUUGGAAUUUAUUGUUAAGUUCUCUGAAGAACACGGUUCUGAUGUCUAUCGACAAAUACUUCAAUCUGUUUGCCCCUCGAUCUAUGGUCACGAGCUUGUUAAAGCGGGAAUUACAUUAGCGUUAUUUGGUGGGGUGCGGAAGCAUUCCAUGGAUCAGAAUAAGGUUCCCGUGAGAGGAGACAUUCACAUAAUAAUUGUGGGUGAUCCUGGAUUGGGUAAAAGUCAACUACUUCAAGCGGCAGCUUCCAUUUCUCCUCGUGGCAUAUAUAUUUGUGGCAAUGCAACAACUAAUGCUGGUCUUACUGUUGCUGUUGUCAAGGAUCCUUUGACCGGGGACUAUGCGUUUGAAGCAGGUGCUAUGGUUCUUGCAGAUCGUGGAUUAUGCUGCAUUGAUGAGUUUGACAAAAUGUCUGCUGAACAUCAGGCCCUAUUGGAGGCUAUGGAACAACAGUGCGUCUCUGUUGCAAAGGCAGGACUUGUUGCAAGUUUGUCAGCACGGACAUCUGUUUUAGCAGCAGCAAAUCCUGUUGGUGGCCACUACAACCGUGCAAAAACUGUGAACGAGAACUUGAAGAUGAAUAGUGCUUUGCUUUCACGAUUUGAUUUGGUGUUCAUAUUACUUGAUAAACCUGAUGAAGUGCUGGACAAGCGGCUCUCUGAGCACAUUAUGUCACUUCAUGCAAAAAGUGUAGAGGAGCCACCAGUCGCAAAACGGUUAUGUACAGCCUCGCUGGAUGUUAGAGAAAUUGACAUGAACACGAAGCAGGGUUCUUUAGUUGCAAGGCUGAGACUGGACCCUAAGAAAGACAGUGGUUUUGUUCCAUUGCCUGCCCCUCUUCUCCGUAAAUACAUCGCUUAUGCAAGAACUUACAUAUUUCCUAGGAUGACAAAACCAGCAGCAGAAAUCUUGCAGAAGUUUUACUUGAAGUUGAGGGAUCAUAAUAUGUCCGGAGAUGGUACACCAAUAACAGCCAGGCAAUUAGAGAGCUUGGUGAGGUUGGCAGGAGCUCGAGCUAGAGUAGAUCUAAGAGAAGAGAUAACGGAGCAAGAUGCUUUGGAUGUUGUGGAAAUAAUGAAAGAGUCAUUAUACGAUAAGUAUGUUGACGAGCAUGGAUUUGUGGAUUUUGGACGGAGUGGGGGAAUGAGUCAGCAGAAAGAAGCAAAGCGGUUUUUGAGUGCCUUGCAUAAGCAGUCAGAAUUGCAGCAAAAGAAUUGCUUUUCAAUUUCGGAAAUAUAUAGUCUGGCAGAUCGGAUUGCAUUAAGGGUUCCAGAUAUUGACACAUUCGUGGAUAACCUUAAUAGUGUUGGUUAUUUACUAAAGAAGGGUCCCAAGACAUAUCAGGUACUAUCUUCAUCUUAUUCACAAACAUCAAGGUCAAGAGGAUAGUCGAACAACACUAACGACUAAGGCCACGAUUUCAUGCAUCAUUUGCUUCUUUUCUAGAAGUUGUAUGUGAUUAUACGCUAUUUUGGAAAGAAAGUCCUGCCAUUUUGGCUUCUUAAUGUAUUAAUAUGUUCUUUUCAUGUAAAUAGUCCUAAUUAUCUGACCUUUUGGUGAUUCUGAAGAAAUAAGCACAUAAUAGCAGGUGCCCUUCAUGUAAUCUGUGUAACGUUAUUGCUAUGUUACAGUUCCAGUUUUUCAUACUUCA